CCGGGCGUGUGUGUUUAGCUACGAGAGAGAGAGGGGGAGCUGGUGGAUGGGAGAGGGAGAGAGAGAGAGAGAGCUCUGUGAGCAGACUGGAGAUCUCGUUCCGGUCCCUGAUAUUCGGACACUUUCAGCGCAGGAGCGUUGAGCAGAGCAGUAGACCACUACACUUUACUGAGGUCUCUCUCUUCUUCUUUUUCUUUUCUUUUUUUUACAGAUAGCAUCUGAUCCCAGGCAGGUGCCUGUGUGGACCCGGGCUGUGAGGGGUGGGGGGAGAGAGAGAGGCAUGAGGAGCGUGUCACAGACAGCUCGGCUCUAAAGCGGAGCGCAGUUAUUUCAGCGGUGCGUGCUGUGCCUCUGUAGCGCCUUCUCCUUCUCGCCUCCACAUCUUGUUUUCAGGCUUGAGGAAACUAUUAGCCCAAACCCUGCCUGGUAUUUAUCCGCAGGUGUGACCACAUUUAUUUAUUUAUUUUUUAUUUUUUUUAAAGUAUGACAUCAGUGCCGAGCGUGGGCUGGGUUAUUCACAUAUCCAAAGACGGAAUACCGGGAUACUAUAAAGGAGUUAACGGAGUGCUUCUUUUACUACAUCGCUGCCCUUUAUGAGCAGCGACUGACGACUGUGUUUCUCUCUUUGUGUCUUUUCCUCUAAAAUCCUGGAAUGGGUGCCCAAGCAACAAGCGACCGUGGCUGCGUGCAGCGGCAGCAGCAGCAGGAGCAGCAGCUCUGCGCACACUUAACCAGGGAUAACGCAUUGGUGAAUCAGUCGCUGAGGUUGGUUUGUAUGUUUGUGUGUGCAUAAAGGCUCUACCUUGCGGGAUUACACGGGUGUUAUACCCCGACACCUGCCUUUAUUCUCGGGUAAACGGGUGGUUCUCUGCGCUGGAUCGAGGACAGGGAGGAACUCGGUUGUUGGAUUUGUAAAACUAUCCUAAAGUGCCUUGCACCUUGCAGUGGUUCUACAUUUUAUUUUCCCAGUCGGAGUCUGUGGCGGAGCUGCUUUGAUUCAACUGUUCGCGGGAAGGGAGACAGAUCAAAUCAUGGGGAGGCACUCUAAUAACCUCCCCCAACUCAAACCAUGUUUUACAUUCCGGGUGUUGUGGAUGGUUCAAGCCUUCCUGGACGUGGCCGGCUCCCAGGAGAUUUACGCGCCGCACUCGAUCCGGGUGGAAGGCGACGUGACGCUGGGGGGGCUCUUCCCGGUUCACGCCAGGGGGGUCCCGGGGAUACCGUGCGGGGACAUCAAGAAGGAGAACGGCAUCCACCGGCUGGAGGCGAUGAUGUACGCCCUGGAUCAGAUUAACGGCGACGAAGAUCUGUUGCCCAACGUCACCCUGGGCGCCCGGAUCCUGGACACCUGCUCCCGGGACACAUACGCGCUGGAGCAGUCGCUGACUUUCGUGCAGGCGCUCAUCCAGAAGGACACGUCGGACGUGAGGUGCACCAACGGGGAGCCGCCGGUGUUUGUCAAGCCCGAGAAAGUUGUCGGGGUCAUAGGAGCGUCGGCCAGCUCGGUGUCCAUCAUGGUGGCCAACAUACUGCGCCUCUUUCAGAUCCCUCAGAUCAGCUACGCCUCCACCGCUCCGGAGCUGAGCGACGACCGGCGCUACGACUUCUUCUCUCGGGUCGUCCCUCCUGACAGUUUCCAGGCUCAGGCGAUGGUGGACAUCGUCAAGGCCAUGGGCUGGAACUACGUCUCCACCGUGGCCUCGGAGGGCAGCUACGGGGAGAAGGGGGUGGACGCCUUCAUGCAGCUCUCCAGAGAAGCAGGUGGAAUCUGUAUAGCUCAGUCACUGAAGAUCCCUCAUGACCACAAACCCUCUGACUUUGAUAAAAUCAUCCGCCUGCUGCUGGACACUCGGUACGCCAGGGCAGUCAUCCUGUUCGCUUCUGAUGAGGACAUCAGGGGGAUCCUGAAUGCCAGUAAGCGAUCUGACCAGGUUGGUCACUUCAUGUGGAUUGGCUCUGACAGCUGGGGGGCCAAAAACAGUCCCAUCCACCAGCUGGAGGAUGCUGCCGUCGGAGCCGUCACCAUACUGCCAAAGAGAGCCACCAUCAGCGGGUUCGAUGCGUACUUCACGUCACGGACUCUGGAGAACAACCGGAGGAACGUGUGGUUUGCCGAGUACUGGGAGGAGAACUUCAACUGCAAGCUGAUGAGUUCCUCCAAGAAAGACGAGAGCAGCAGAAAGUGCACAGGUCAGGAGCGGAUCGGCAUCGAUUCCAAGUACGAGCAGGAGGGAAAGGUCCAGUUCGUGAUUGAUGCGGUGUACGCGAUGGCUCACGCCCUCCACAACAUGCAGAGGGACCUGUGCCCAGAGAACUCCGGCAUCUGCCCGGAGAUGGACCUGGCCGGAGGGAAGAAACUGCUCAAGUACAUCCGCAGCGUCAGCUUCAAUGGAAGUGCUGGUACUUCAGUGACGUUCAACCGUAACGGCGACGCUCCCGGACGCUACGAUCUGUUUCAGUACCAGUGGAACAACAUCAGCGGGCCGGGCUACAGGGUGAUCGGACAGUGGACGGAGAACCUGCAGCUCAACAUCGAGGACAUGCAGUGGCCUCGGGGCGAGCAGGAGAUUCCCAGCUCUGUCUGCAGCCUUCCCUGUAAAACCGGCGAGAGGAAGAAGGUGGUGAAAGGCAUGCCCUGCUGCUGGCACUGCGAGCCCUGCGAUGGCUACCAGUACCAGUACAAUGAGUUCACCUGCAAACUCUGCUCCUACAACAUGAGACCCAAUGCCAACCGCACAUCCUGCCAGCCUAUACCCAUCAUAAAACUGGAGUGGCACUCACCCUGGGCAGUGAUUCCGGUUUUCCUGGCAAUGCUCGGCAUCAUCGCUACGAUAUUCGUCAUGGCUACCUUCAUACGGUACAACGACACGCCGAUUGUCCGAGCGUCGGGCAGGGAGCUGAGCUACGUUCUCCUGACUGGGAUAUUUCUGUGUUAUAUCAUCACAUUCCUCAUGAUCGCCAAGCCAGAUGUUGGUGUGUGCUCGUUCAGAAGGAUUUUCCUGGGUCUGGGUAUGUGCAUCAGCUACGCCGCCCUCCUCACCAAAACCAACCGCAUCUACCGAAUCUUCGAACAGGGGAAGAAGUCAGUUACGGCGCCCAGGCUGAUCAGUCCCACCUCACAGCUAGCAAUCACCUCCAGCCUCAUCUCGGUGCAGCUGUUGGGGGUGCUAAUCUGGUUCGGGGUGGAUCCGCCCAACACCAUCAUAGACUAUGACGAGCAAAAGACCAUCAACCCGGAUCUGGCACGAGGGGUGUUGAAAUGCGACAUCACGGAUCUUCAGAUCAUCUGCUCGUUGGGUUACAGUAUCUUACUGAUGGUGACGUGUACUGUUUAUGCCAUAAAGACCCGCGGGGUCCCCGAGAAUUUUAACGAGGCCAAGCCCAUCGGGUUCACCAUGUACACCACCUGCAUCGUAUGGCUGGCUUUUAUACCCAUCUUCUUUGGCACGGCCCAAUCUGCAGAAAAGCUGUACAUCCAGACGACCACGCUGACCAUCUCCAUGAACCUGAGUGCGUCUGUGGCCCUCGGGAUGCUCUACAUGCCCAAAGUCUACGUCAUCAUCUUCCACCCGGAGCUCAAUGUGCAGAAGAGGAAACGUUCCUUCAAAGCCGUCGUCACAGCUGCCACCAUGUCGUCCCGACUCUCCCACAAGGCCAGCGACCGGCCCAACGGAGAGGCCAAGACGGAGCUUUGUGAGAACGUGGACCCCAACAGCUAAUUUCAUAAUUUAUCAGAGGUCCAGCAGCAAAGAAGAAAUACGUGAGCUACAACGACCUUGUGAUCUAAAGGCAAUCCUCCAUCAGAACGACAGACUGGAAAAGGGAAAAAAAGAGGAAAGAGAGUGAUAACAGUAGAUAUCUGGUCUCCUGCCCUGCUGGGUUAAAACAAGAAACAGGGGGAAAAAAAGAAGAAAAGGAUGUUUUAAGUUUUUUUUUUUUCUUUUUUUGGUCUCAUGUGCUUCACUGCCCACCACAGACUUUCAGACUCUGAAGCAAAGCCUUGUGGGAGUUUCCUUUGAACAAAGAAUUCGGGCACAUAGAUAUUCACUCGGUCAGUGAAAAAGUAGCAAGAAAGCAAAGAGACUAAGGUAAAGAAGUGUUUAAAAAAAGAAGAAGAAAAAAAAAAAGAUGGCAACGGGUGAUGUUUGGGAAAUUGGUCCGAAAAUUUAAAAAAAUAAAACCCAGAAUCUUUUUUGUUUGUUUGUGAUGAUCAUACUGAGAACGAACAAACGGGAUGCAUCAGCAGACAUCUCGCAGCCUCUGGGUUUUUUGGUGAACAGUCGGCGUAGCUCACGGGGCUCCAUGACGCGUCUCUCUGCCGUUGAUGUCAAGCGAAGCAGCCGUCUCGACCCCUGAUAUGACCCUUUCUACAGAGCCUGCCUCCUCCUGUCUCUUAAAUGUCCUUCCAAACUGCAAGUUUCCCGACCUUCCUGUCGACCCGUGUGUAGUUCUUUAUGGCUUAUAUGUUGGCCUAUACUUCAGUUGUUGGUUUUAUUUUUGGUUUUUAUUUUUAAGAUGAUUAUGACGGUGGUUUAUCUCUUUUGCUCUUGCUUCUUGGAUGCACAUUGUUUUUUUGUUUUGUUUCUUUAUUAAAGCCAUAUUCUUCGCUUUGAGAUUACGAGGGCUUUGCUCAUGCUGCCACCUGGAAUCUGAUUUUUGUCACUUAAAUGUCACGUGGCACAAAAAUCCAGACAUCCUUAAAAAAAAAAAAACACCCUCUGAAUCACCUCUACAUCUGAAACAAACUAUCAUCGGUAACAGAUUAGAUUACAGCCCUGAUUUACAGUGUGCUUAUUUAGUAGAGGGGUUUUCAAAGACACAAGACAAAAUUGAGACAUCAGCCGUGUCUGUGUGGUCAGAUCUGACUGAGUUACAAUCAUUGUGAUUCAAAUUGUGGCAACUGGGCUCCUCCAUGAGCCACAUCAGCCUCUGCUGUAGCUUCUGCUGCUGAACCGCGUUGUUGGAGAGCGGUCAAAUCAGUAUCCAAACUACAAUAGGAUACUGCCAAUAGCAUAUAACUGCUGUUUCAGAGCACCUGCAUGCACCCGUCCCUUUCACCUCCCUCGCUCACGUCUCUCACAGUUUGAAACCCUCUGCUGUAGAGAGAUACUUGAGAUCUGAAGUUUUCUAGGUCUUUAACUGUCCAACAUUAGGAAUGUGAUCAUAAGACCAGGGUGCCUAUGAAGCGGAUCUCCCGAGUCUGUGACUGGGAAUAAGAUCUGAAGUCACCUUGUUUUAUCAGACACUUGUAAAAACAUUAAGGCUGUGAGUUUUUAUCAUGGCCGUCCAAAAAGGGAUGAGACAGCGAGCAAAACAUCAGAGUUUAUGUUGGAUAGAUGUUGUUGUUUGUGAGUCCAAAAAUCAGUCGCCCGACAUGGUAGAAAAACCAGAUUCCUCAGCUGGCCGUGAACAUAAAGCUUGGAAGAAGAAAAAAAAAAAAAAAAAAAAAAUCGUGACCUUUUUGUUUGAACUGUUUGAAAUGUUUGUGGUCCCACAAUGAAAGCAUUCCCAUCCAACACGAGUGUACCUUCUCCACACACACACACACACACACACACACACACACACACACACACACACACACACACACACACACACACACACACACACAAACGCACACGAACACACACACAUACAUGACGACUUCUGCAGUGUUUCAUAGGUGUAUGAUGAUGAUGAUGAUGAUGAGCCUUAACUGUGUUGUUAGCUGACUUAAUGAGAACCUGCUUCAGUCCGGGGGGGGGGGGGUCGUCGCUGGAUUUGUGCUGGUGAUUUUCACGGACUUGCUGAUACAACAAAAAAGGUGUUGAUGUCGAGGUUGUCAAUGCAUGCCUGAUAUGUUCGAUGUUGAAACAGAAAAAAAAAACUUUUAAAAUAAUGAAAUUCUCACAACACAGUUGACUCCACCUGUCUGCUCUGAAUUGUACUGUUUUUUAUUUACUUUCUGUUUUCUUUUACCGUUAACUUCCUCUGAUACUUUCUCACACAGCAGAAUAUGGCUUUGAUUGGUUUCUUAUUUUCCUGGAAACUAUGGGAAAUGGAGAAAAAGAUGAAUAUAUAUUUAAAAAAACAAAAUACUUAAAAAAAACAAACAAAGGAAGCAUGUAUGUUUUUUACUGUUUGUACUAGGUAUAUUCAUGUUGCCCUUGCUGCUUAUGUGCCAAUGUUGUGGGAGAGAUUUACAUUUGGCCACUCAUGCAACUAUUCUGUGGUGUUGUCCAAGAAUGUAUCAACAUGAAAUAAAAAAAAACAUUUGGUUAUUUUUAUUUUAUUUUUUAUAUAUAUUCCCUGAGGAAAAAGCAGUUUGGUAUUGUGUCUUACUCGUAGAAAGCUAUUUUCACAUGAAUGGCCUUGAGAAAUAUUUAUUUAUAAUAUUUAUUUCACAUGGACGUCCAUUGGAACAAUGAAACAAUGAAAUCAAUGUGCUCUUCUUGAUUUGUAGAAUAUCAUGAUUUGCCUGAAAAAAAAAAAAAGAGUCUUGUCUCCAUUUUCUUUCUCCCUUUUCUUUGCUCUUAUGGAGAUUUAACAUGGUUCUUUUUGUGGAGAAAAUGGGCAGUGAAAAAAAAAAACUGUUGGGAAUAAAAAAAUAAGAGAGAGAAUAUCUGAAGUGCAUGGGUGAUUUCAGAAAAUGAACCGCUCUAUCUCAAUCCCUGAGCAGCUUGUUUUUUUUUUCAUGAGGAUUUCAUUGAAUAUCAUCAAUAAAACUAAAAUCUACAGAUCCUGAA
Seriola aureovittata is the source of this 6725-nucleotide messenger RNA. RefSeq names its product metabotropic glutamate receptor 7 (gene grm7). Gene Ontology annotation, cellular component: membrane. Gene Ontology annotation, molecular function: group III metabotropic glutamate receptor activity. Gene Ontology annotation, biological process: G protein-coupled glutamate receptor signaling pathway; regulation of synaptic transmission, glutamatergic. Lineage: Eukaryota; Metazoa; Chordata; Actinopteri; Carangiformes; Carangidae. Bases 1032 to 3719 code for a protein of 895 amino acids. The record is from RefSeq and is a predicted model, not a curated record. The transcript has 11 exons.